AAGUGGGCGCACAGUGCCUUCCGGAACCGGACGCCAUUUCCAGUGGUUGCUGGUUCUGACGGGUUGUAGUCCGUCAGGACAAUGAGUUAUGACUACCAUCAGAACUGGGGCCGUGAUGGGGGGCCCCGCAGCUCCGGUGGGGGCUAUGGAGGGGGGUCGGCAGGGGGUCAUGGAGGGAACCGAGGCUCCGGAGGAGGCGGCGGCGGCGGAGGGGGUGGUCGAGGCGGCAGGGGCCGGCAUCCCGGGCACCUGAAAGGCCGCGAAAUCGGCAUGUGGUACGCGAAAAAACAGGGACAGAAGAACAAGGAAGCGGAGAGGCAAGAGAGAGCUGUAGUACACAUGGAUGAACGACGAGAAGAACAAAUUGUGCAGCUACUGAAUUCUGUUCAAGCGAAGAAUGAUAAAGAGUCGGAAGCACAGAUAUCCUGGUUUGCUCCUGAGGAUCAUGGAUACGGUACUGAAGUUUGUACUAAGAACACACCAUGCUCAGAGAAGAAACUUGACAUCCAGGAAAAGAAGUUGAUAAACCAAGAAAAAAAAAUGUUUAGAAUCAGGAACAAAUCAUAUAUUGACCAAGAUUCUGAGUAUCUCUUGCAAGAAAAUGAACCAGAUGGAACUUUAGACCAAAAAUUAUUGGAAGAUUUACAAAAGAAAAAAAAUGACCUCCGGUAUAUUGAAAUGCAGCAUUUCAGAGAAAAGCUGCCUUCAUAUGGAAUGCAAAAGGAAUUGGUAAAUUUAAUUGAUAAACAUCAGGUAACAGUAAUAAGUGGUGAAACUGGUUGUGGCAAAACCACUCAAGUUACUCAGUUCAUUUUGGAUAACUACAUUGAAAGAGGAAAAGGAUCUGCUUGCAGGAUCGUUUGUACUCAGCCAAGAAGAAUUAGUGCCAUUUCAGUUGCGGAAAGAGUGGCUGCAGAAAGGGCAGAAUCUUGUGGCAAUGGUAAUAGUACUGGAUAUCAAAUUCGUCUCCAGAGUCGGUUGCCAAGGAAACAGGGUUCUAUCUUAUACUGUACAACAGGAAUCAUCCUUCAGUGGCUCCAGUCAGACCCGUAUUUGUCCAGCGUUAGUCAUAUCGUACUUGAUGAAAUCCAUGAAAGAAACCUGCAGUCAGAUGUUUUAAUGACUGUUGUUAAAGAUCUUCUCAAUUUUCGAUCUGACUUGAAAGUAAUACUGAUGAGUGCAACGUUGAAUGCGGAAAAGUUUUCAGAAUAUUUUGGUAACUGUCCAAUGAUACAUAUACCUGGUUUUACCUUUCCGGUUGUGGAAUAUCUUUUGGAAGAUAUAAUUGAAAAAAUAAGGUAUAUUCCAGAACAAAAAGAACACAGAUCCCAGUUUAAGAGGGGUUUCAUGCAAGGGCAUGUAAACAGGCAAGAAAAAGAAGAAAAAGAAGCAAUAUAUAAAGAACGUUGGCCAGAUUAUGUAAGGGAACUGCGAAGAAGGUAUUCUGCAAGUACUGUAGAUGUUAUAGAAAUGAUGGAUGAUGAUAAAGUUGAUCUCAAUUUGAUUGUUGCCCUUAUCCGAUACAUUGUUUUGGAAGAAGAGGAUGGUGCGAUACUGGUCUUUCUACCAGGCUGGGACAAUAUCAGCACUUUACAUGAUCUCUUGAUGUCACAAGUAAUGUUUAAAUCAGAUAAAUUUUUAAUUAUACCUUUACAUUCAUUGAUGCCUACAGUUAACCAGACACAGGUGUUUAAAAGAACCCCUCCUGGUGUUCGGAAAAUAGUAAUUGCUACCAACAUUGCGGAGACUAGCAUUACCAUAGACGAUGUCGUUUAUGUGAUAGAUGGAGGAAAAAUAAAAGAGACACAUUUUGAUACUCAGAACAAUAUCAGUACAAUGUCCGCUGAGUGGGUUAGUAAAGCUAAUGCCAAACAGAGAAAAGGUCGAGCUGGAAGAGUUCAACCUGGUCAUUGCUAUCAUCUGUAUAAUGGUCUUAGAGCAAGUCUUCUAGAUGACUAUCAACUGCCAGAAAUUUUGAGAACUCCUUUGGAAGAACUUUGUUUACAAAUAAAGAUUUUAAGGCUAGGUGGAAUUGCUUAUUUUCUGAGUAGGUUAAUGGAUCCACCAUCAAAUGAGGCAGUGUUACUCUCCAUAAGACACCUGAUGGAGCUGAACGCUUUAGAUAAACAAGAAGAAUUGACACCUCUUGGAGUCCACUUGGCACGAUUACCCGUUGAGCCACAUAUUGGAAAAAUGAUUCUUUUUGGAGCUCUGUUCUGCUGCUUAGACCCAGUACUCACUAUUGCUGCUAGUCUCAGUUUCAAAGAUCCAUUUGUCAUUCCAUUGGGAAAAGAAAAGAUUGCAGAUGCAAGAAGAAAGGAAUUGGCAAAGGAUACUAGAAGUGAUCACUUAACAGUUGUGAAUGCGUUUGAGGGUUGGGAAGAGGCUAGGCGACGUGGUUUCAGAUACGAAAAGGACUAUUGCUGGGAGUAUUUUCUGUCUUCAAACACACUGCAGAUGCUGCAUAACAUGAAAGGACAGUUUGCUGAGCAUCUUCUUGGAGCUGGAUUUGUAAGCAGUAGAAAUCCUAAAGAUCCAGAAUCUAAUAUAAAUUCAGAUAAUGAGAAGAUAAUUAAAGCUGUCAUCUGUGCUGGUUUAUAUCCCAAAGUUGCUAAAAUUCGACUAAAUUUGGGUAAAAAAAGAAAAAUGGUGAAAGUUUACACAAAAACCGAUGGCCUGGUUGCUAUUCAUCCUAAAUCUGUUAAUGUGGAGCAAACAGACUUUCACUACAAUUGGCUUAUCUAUCACCUGAAGAUGAGAACAAGCAGUAUAUAUUUGUAUGACUGCACAGAGGUUUCCCCAUACUGUCUCUUGUUUUUUGGAGGUGAUAUUUCCAUCCAGAAGGAUAACGAUCAGGAAACUAUUGCUGUAGAUGAGUGGAUUGUAUUUCAGUCUCCAGCAAGAAUUGCCCAUCUUGUUAAGGAAUUAAGAAAGGAGCUAGAUAUUCUUCUGCAAGAGAAGAUUGAAAGUCCUCAUCCUGUAGACUGGAAUGACACUAAAUCCAGAGACUGUGCAGUACUGUCAGCUAUUAUAGACUUGAUCAAAACACAGGAAAAGGCAACUCCCAGGAACUUUCCGCCACAAUUCCAGGAUGGAUAUUACAGCUGACAACUUUUCAGGGGUGGUCUGAAAAAUCUGUUUGACAGCCAUUCUUCAUCAUUGUUUAAAUUUUGGCUGGAUGCCAAACCCUGGGACAUGACCAAUUUUCAUGUGUAAGGUAGAAACUUUCAAUAGGUAGUAAAGACUUAAUGUGCAUGACGUGAUGUUAUAUGGAGCUAUUUCAUACAUAUACACACACACACACACACACACACACACACACCAUAAAAGGAAUAUAUUCUCUGAUCAUAUACUCUGCUGUGGUCAUGCCCACUCUUUGGGAGUAUAUUCCCUUUAUAUGUAUUGAGUAUUGUCCACUUGAGAAAUUCCUUUGUUCUGUUAUACAAAAUUAAUCUUUCUUAUAAUGAUUGAUGAUACCACCAGUAAAAAUUGGAUGUUUGCCCAAAAAAACAGUGUCAGUUAAGAAUUUGAACACAACCACAUUUUUGAAAAUGAAACUUCUAUCAGAAGUAAAUUAAUUUGUUGUAAUAAAGUCCAGUAUUUAAUAAAAUGUACAAUGUUAAAUCUCAGCCAA
Rhinopithecus roxellana (golden snub-nosed monkey) is the source of this 3634-nucleotide messenger RNA. RefSeq names its product DEAH-box helicase 36 (gene DHX36). Bases 82 to 3108 code for a protein of 1008 amino acids. Gene Ontology annotation, molecular function: G-quadruplex RNA binding; DNA helicase activity; ATP binding. The transcript has 25 exons. The record is from RefSeq and is a predicted model, not a curated record. NCBI's taxonomy places the organism in Eukaryota, Metazoa, Chordata, Mammalia, Primates, Cercopithecidae. Gene Ontology annotation, cellular component: cytoplasm; nucleus; intracellular anatomical structure.